UUGGUGGACGAGUCGGACAUGUACAACUGGGAAGUAGCGAUAUUCGGACCCCCAAAUACACACUACGAGGGUGGUUAUUUUAAGGCUCGGAUCAAGUUUCCCGUCGACUACCCGUACUCUCCACCUGCUUUCCGCUUCCUCACCAAAAUGUGGCACCCAAACAUUUACGAGAACGGGGAUGUAUGCAUCUCGAUCCUGCACCCACCGGUGGAUGACCCACAGAGCGGGGAGCUGCCUUCAGAAAGGUGGAACCCCACACAGAACGUCAGGACCAUCCUGCUCAGCGUGAUCUCCCUGCUGAACGAGCCCAACACCUUCUCCCCGGCCAACGUGGAUGCGUCCGUGAUGUAUCGCAAGUGGAGGGACAGCAAGGGCAAGGACAGAGAAUACAUCGAGAUCAUCAGGAAGCAGGUGUUGGCUACCAAAGCUGACGCAGACCGGGAUGGCAUCAAGGUUCCCAUCACGUUAGACGAGUACUGUGUCCGCACCCAAGUCCCUCCUACAGAUGACGGCUCCAACCUCCUAUACGAUGACUACUACGACGACGAAGAACUGGAAGAGGAUGACGAGGACGAUGACGAGGACUGUUGCUAUGACGAGGACGACUCAGGCACCGAGGACUCCUGACCACGCCUUCCCCAUGAUGCCCCCCCGUCCCCCCCGAUCAGCACCUGGCCUCACCAACCCCUCCCCCGCACCUCUGUGUCAUGGACUGAACUUUAAUUCCCUGUCCCCCUUCUUCCUGAAUCCCACCAAUCCUUCAUCAUCCUCACUUAGCACAGAACCCCUGUCCACCUACUCAAACCUGAUGCAUCAAAGAAAAGAAAGCUACACAGUUUGUUUUGUUUGUUUGUUACAUGUUACAAUGCUUUUAUUUUUUUAAUUUGUUGUCUGAUUAGAGGUUACACACAUGAUGCACACACAGCAGCACAACUUACAGUAAUAGAACUGAGAACCUGUUUUGUUCCUCAAAGGCGUUUUAGCUCCAAGACCUAUUUCCUCCUCCGCCUUUGAGUGGUGCAAAGCCUCUCUAAUGGCCAGGUUUCUUGGCUAAUGAUUGGUCACGCCUUUUCUGUGCAUCAUCAGCAGGGUGGAAUGUAACGUCACAGGUCGGAUCAGAGUCAAACAAGCAGAGAGCAUAAGGAAGCUUAUUCAGGAAAACUGGCAUACGGUAUGCGUGGUUUGAAAGGCUGAAUCACUUCUGUCUCUGAGCCAUGUGUAUGACCUCUGGUUAGCAGGCUGUUUGAAGCCCUGCCGCGCUUCACCUCUGACCUUUUGAGCCCUGGGGCUUGUGCAGCUCCAAAUAGGGAAGCUUUCCAUUUUAAAAAGGUGUUCACACGCCCCUUGUGCCUUCCCUCACUCCCUGAAACCACAGAUCUGGACGACUCGUGGUGCAGAGCAUAUACACAGCGGGUCAAAGCAAACCCCAUACCAGCCAGACAAACAAAGGUGGCAGAGGGAGAUAUUCAGGCUCAAAAGGUCCCAGGUGGGCAAAGGUUUCGCCUUCCCGAUGGAACGACCUUGGAUUUAUUUAUAGCAGCACCUGUCUUAUUUGUCCAGGGCGUGAGUGAGAAAGGUAAAAUCCAACAGUUGAACUAAAGAAUGGAAUGUAGAUCAGAAAUCCCACAGACAUCCUCUACUGACUGCCACGCAGCCUUCAUCACACAAGCACGUGCUACUAGUGGCCUGGAUGCAUUAAGGAACAGCAAGCUGAGUCUGCUGCUGCUCAUGAAAUCCAAUGUACUGUAUUAAAAAAACUAUGCAGUCAGUGCUUGAACCUACUUAAUAUGCAGUGCUUUAAACGUGGCAGUAACAGUCUGACCUAAACCCCCAGCAUGAGUUUUACAAGCCAGCUAUGUACCUGUGAGGGCUGUGGGCUGACCGUGUCCUCGGUUAGAGAUGGAUGUGUGUAGUUGUAUCUGUCUUUAUGUUUGUCGGUGGUUUGUUAUCCUAACUCAGAGUAGCACAAGUCUAUAGAGAGGAAGAAAGUGAGAUUGUAUACUAGCCUUCAUCAGAGCUCGGCACCUAGUGGUGGCAGUGUGUACAGGCAGUUAGCACCCCCCCACCCCCACCCCCGAAAUGCUCGACUGGGCCGCAGCCAUCUUGACUCACCUGAAUCAAUGAACCCUGUUACCUCAAAGGCAGCAGUGGGAAUGAUUUAGGAGAAUGAAAAUGACUGACAGGGUUUAGCUUUCAGCCUACACCCUCAAAAGCCCAGUGGUUUCUUCUCUCCUAAGUGACAGGAGUGCUCUGUUGCACACUCGAGACACUUUACCACCAUCCAGCAGUAUUUCCGAUGUAAUUCUCAUCAUUGCUGUAACCAUGUUUCCCGUGUGUGUGAAUAUUAGCCGAUCGUUUAUAAGAUGUGCUGGAGAUGAAGCGCAGAAAAUGGGAAGGCAUGGGGAUAGGGUUGACCUUUGAGCAUGUACAGGAGACUGUGGUUCUUCACUAGCAUGCUGUUAUGUGUUUGUGGUUUUAGAUCUGCUAUAAGGGUCGGGAUUGUGUCCAGGGACAAAGGUCCUCUACUCAAUUUUAUCUAAAACUGUUGCAUUGUGAAUUGGCUGAGGGUUGUCUGUGUUUUUUUAGGGUGGGGGGGGGGCUUUUUUUACUGUCUAAAUGCAAUCUUUUAUUUCCAAAUUGUGGCAUUGGGCUGCAAUGUUUUCUAUCUCAUAUGUAUUAAGUACUAUGGAUAUCGACCCGAUUGUUUAAAAACCCAGUAUUGUUCAAGAAUGAAUAAAUGUACCAACUUAUUACACACAAAUAUGAAACAGCAGAAACAUAUUGCAGAACCAAACUGUACACCAUACAGUAAGUAUUCUUGCCUGUAAUCAAGCCCUGAAUGCUCAGAAAGAAGUUAUCAAUACACAAUAAUUUGCUAAGGUCCAGCCUAUGAUUGACCCCCGCAUGUUGAUGUCUUAGGGUGAAUGGGAUUUCAUUUUUGUCAAACUACUGUUAUUUUUUAUCGUCUUUCCUCCCCAUUCGUCCUCUUAGUUCUCUGAUUGGUGGCAGCAUCAAUGAGGGGGGAAAACCCAGCAGUUAAUCACAGCAAACCUCAGGAAAAAAACAAAACAAAAAAACAACUACCAACCAACCAACAAACAUCCUUUUCCAGCUGAGUGAUCCUGACCCCGGGGAGUCUCACUUUUAGGCUUCAAAGGACUGUUUACAAUCUCUACCUUGAUAUGCACAUGUGGAUAUUGACGAUCACUUGAUGGUUUUUUUUUUUUCUUGUUUAUAUUUUCUUUUUUCUUAUGGUUUGUAAAUCUAUUUAAAAUCUGAAAUAAAGAUCUUUAUUAGA
Messenger RNA from Micropterus salmoides (largemouth bass), 3298 nucleotides. Its product is annotated as ubiquitin-conjugating enzyme E2 R2-like. Lineage: Eukaryota; Metazoa; Chordata; Actinopteri; Centrarchiformes; Centrarchidae. The transcript has 5 exons. The record is from RefSeq and is a predicted model, not a curated record. Gene Ontology annotation, molecular function: ubiquitin conjugating enzyme activity. Gene Ontology annotation, biological process: ubiquitin-dependent protein catabolic process; protein polyubiquitination. The annotation marks the transcript as partial.